AUGCCGUGCAACGAGUCAUGCUCUAUCUCCCCGCACAGCGUGACCAACGAGCCGCGCUUUAUUAUGGAUUUUAGCAUGAACAAGGUGGCCAAGUACCUCCGCCUAUUAGGCUACGACACGCUCUGCUCGCGCGACGUGCCACAGGCCGACCUCAUCCCCGUCGCCUGCGCUGAGGGCCGAAUACUUGUGACAUGCAGUCGGCCACUAGCACGCAGUGUGCAGCUGCACAACCACCGCGUGCGUUCCAUGCGGCUUGGCACUGCAACGGCGAUGACAGGCGCUGCGCGUCACGUUGUGGCGUACGACUCGGAUGGGGAGUCCAUCUACUCGGAGGAUAGCGAGGAGGCGGACGUCGAGCUGCGGUGCCUCUUUACUCAGCAGUGGCGCAGUAACGAGUUCAAACGCGCUAUGAUCGAGCUCAUUCAACAGGCGGGGCUGACGUACGACCUGAACCGGGUCUUUCGCCGCUGCGUGACAUGCAAUGAGCUCCUUGUCACGGUGGAGAAGGAGGAGCUCCGCGGCCGCGUCGUGGCAAAGAUUUACGAGAUUUACGACGAGUUCACCGAGUGCCCGGUGUGUCGCAAAGUCUUCUGGGGCUUUGAUGGCGUUUUCGCCAUCAACUACAAGAGCUUUCGCUCCCUCAACCUGCUGCGCUCGCUGUGCAUCUGCGCUGGGGCCCCCGUGGAGGAGGAGCGGACGCGACUUACUCGGCUUCGCUGCUUUCGCUCUUUUCCGCGCAUUGCGAAAGUGCUCAUCUUCUCCUACCUGGAGGACGUGGAUCUAGCGAGCAUGAUCGUCGUUUUCCCUGCACUGCGCGACCUCGCAGAGGAAGUAAAGGAAAGCCGCCAAACAGGGGAGCCUGUCCGCAGGAUGCAGCUCAGAAAGCAUUGA
Messenger RNA from Leishmania mexicana MHOM/GT/2001/U1103, 891 nucleotides. RefSeq lists its product as hypothetical. The record is from RefSeq and is a predicted model, not a curated record. The transcript has a single exon. Bases 1 to 891 code for a protein of 296 amino acids. NCBI's taxonomy places the organism in Eukaryota, Euglenozoa, Kinetoplastea, Trypanosomatida, Trypanosomatidae.